Molecule: messenger RNA, 1329 nt
Organism: Phragmites australis (common reed)
Lineage: Eukaryota; Viridiplantae; Streptophyta; Magnoliopsida; Poales; Poaceae
Exons: 10
Coding region: 248-1078 (276 amino acids)
Biological process (GO): lipid homeostasis
Cellular component (GO): endoplasmic reticulum; membrane
Source: RefSeq, a predicted model, not a curated record
AACAGCGACGAGACUAAAGCAAGAGGAGGAGCGAACGAAUCAGCAGCCUCCAAUCCAAUCCGGUUGCUUCUUCUCCAACCCAACCGCAACGCCCUUGGCAAUAUCCGGAGCCCCCUCGUCCGCAGCCGCACCACUCGCAGGUGAAUGGGUCACCCAUAUUCCGAUAUAGAACAUUUUCACGGGAUAUGUGUCCAUGGUGAAAACCCAACUUGAUUGAAACAGGUGUUGGAUUGAUCGGUAUCAGAUUAUGGAUUUGCCUGUGAAUCCGAUCAUGGCAGCUAAAGCCUAUAAGUACAAAGCAGAACUACUUCUUAAGGACUACCUGCUAGCAGAUUCAUAUGUCCUAUAUGCUGCUGUGCUCGGGGGGAUCCUGAUGUGCAAGUUGUCCUAUGACAUAACACAUAUGAUCAGUUCUGUCUACUUCAAAGGUUAUGCUUCUCUUACAAAGAUGCAAAAGAUUGAAUGGAACAAUAGGGGAAUGUCCACUGUCCAUGCAAUAUACAUUACAAUUAUGUCGGCAUACCUAGUCUUCUUGUCGGGUUUGUUCUCUGAUAACCUGGAUGGACCAAUAACAUUUCGGAGUUCACACCUCUCCAAUUUAACAUUAGGGGUCUCUGUUGGGUACUUCAUUGCAGAUCUUGCCAUGAUAUUUUGGUUUUACCCUUCCCUUGGUGGAAUGGAGUAUGUUAUCCACCACAUGCUGUCACUUGUUUGUGUUGUAUAUGCUAUGCUUUCUGGGGAAGGACAAUUAUACAUAUACAUGGUUCUCAUCUCUGAGACUACCACACCAGGAAUCAACCUACGAUGGUUCCUUGAUGUGGCCGGAAUGAAAACGUCCAAAGCAUACCUUCUCAACGGAGUUGCGAUGUUUGUUACCUGGCUGGUGGCUAGGAUAAUUCUGUUCAUCUACUUGUUUUAUCACAUCCUUAUAAACUACGAUCAGGUUAAGCAGAUGGACACCCUUGGUUGUCUUCUGGUAUCUAUUGCCCCCACCAUACUAUUCGUAAUGAAUGCAGUAUGGUUUUCCAAGAUCUUAAGAGGUCUCAAGAAGACACUGGCCAAGAGGCAUGUUGAGUAGGGGAAUGUGCAUUCAUGUACAGCCACGACUAUUUACUCAUCUGUGCAUUCACUUACAGCUAUGUACAGUUUUUCAGUAGUCACUAACAAUUCAACUUAUUCGUUGCGAUCCAGAUUAAUGUUUGACUGUUCAACUCUUUUUUUUUUGUGGAUGCUCUAUUGAUUUGUCUAUAUGUUUGGUAUACUUUUAAUUGUACUUUCAGCUGUAAAACAAUGCUUUUUAUAUUUGAUUUGUCCGGGAACUAUAGUUUA